Molecule: messenger RNA, 5765 nt
Organism: Alligator sinensis (Chinese alligator)
Lineage: Eukaryota; Metazoa; Chordata; Crocodylia; Alligatoridae
Product: aldehyde dehydrogenase family 3 member B1-like
Exons: 11
Coding region: 621-2030 (469 amino acids)
Biological process (GO): aldehyde metabolic process
Cellular component (GO): cytoplasm
Molecular function (GO): aldehyde dehydrogenase (NAD+) activity
Source: RefSeq, a predicted model, not a curated record
UGUCCUAGGGAGCAGCAGUGCUAACUAGGGUGGGGACACUCGCUCAGCUAAAUAGUUAAGCUGCUGCUUAGUUACUGGGAGCUCAGAUUAUACUAGCUGGCAGAGCGGAAUGUCAGGAUCUCCUGGAGGCAGAGCAAGAAGUGCAAGAGAAGUCUUGCCUUAGCUCGGAGAGGCUUUUCCAAUCCUGCUAUCUCUGUUUCUGAGAACUCUGCCCUCAGCACUAGGCAGAGACUUUGAUACUUCUGCACAGAUAAGCCUCUAAUGCUUGAACAAGCACCAGGCUCAUCCCCACAAGAAGAGCAUUUCACGCUGGCAGGAGGUCAGGCAACAUCAGCACAGCAACCGUGAAGUCCUCAGGCAGGGGCUGUUGGGCACUGCGCACAGCAAGAGCAGCCCUUUUUUCAGCUGAGCAGUAGGGCAGCACUUGGGGCCGCGCCAGGCUUUUCCCUCUGGAGGAAAAGCCGCAGGCCUUAUUGGAGGCGGCACGGACGGUGAAACAGCGCUUGUCCAGAGGGCCGCGCCACAACAUGGGGUGGCCAAACCCUGCCCUCGGGAGCCCUCUGCCGACACCGGGCUCUGGGCAGGGCCAGAGGACGAGGCCCUGAAGAGCUAACUGCAGCAUGAACCCCUAUGCAGGGCUGGUGAGCCGCCUGCGCGCUGCCUGGCUGGCGGGGAGGACCCGUCCCAUGGAGUACCGGGUCUCCCAGCUGGAGGCGCUGGGCCGCUUCCUGGAUGAGAAGAAGAAGUCCAUUAUGGACGCCUUGGCCGCAGACUUGCGCAAGCCUUGCUUUGAGGUGGAGGUUUCUGAGGUCAUCCUAUGCAAAAAUGAGCUCAACCAUGCACUGAGCAACCUGAGCAGUUGGAUGAAGGAUGAGCAUGUGGACAGGAAUCUGGUGACUCAGCUAGACAUGGCCUUCAUCCGCAAGGAUCCCUAUGGCAUGGUGCUGAUCAUCGGGCCAUGGAAUUAUCCUGUCCAGCUCAUCCUGGUGCCACUGAUUGGGGCUAUUGCUGCUGGUAACUGUGUCAUCAUCAAACCUUCUGAGGUUAGCAGCUGUGUUGAGAAGCUCAUAGCUGAGAUGUUGCCCAGCUACCUGGACAAGGACUGCUUUGCGGUGGUGACUGGUGGUGUGAAGGAGACCACAGAGCUAUUAGAGAACAGAUUUGACUACAUCUUCUUCACUGGCAACUCCAGCAUAGGCAGGAUCAUUAUGGCAGCUGCUGCCAAGCACCUGACACCAGUGACAUUGGAGUUGGGGGGCAAGAACCCCUGCUAUGUGGCUGAAGAUUGUGACCUGCAGAAUGUGGCCAACCGGGUGGCCUGGGGCCGCUUCUUCAAUGCAGGACAGACCUGCAUUGCGCCUGACUAUGUGCUCUGCAGCCAGGAGACACAGGAGAAGUUACUGCCUGCCUUGCGCCGCGCUAUCACAGAAUUCUAUGGUGCUAACCCUCAGGAAUCGCCUGACUUUGCCCGCAUUGUCAGUGACAAGCAGUUCCAACGCCUGCAGGCCCUGAUGAAUGGUGGAUGUGUGGCCAUUGGAGGGCAGACGGAUGAAAAGGAGCGGUACAUUGCCCCCACAGUGCUGGUAGACGUGUCGAUAUCAGCACCUAUCAUGCAGGAGGAAAUCUUUGGUCCCAUCCUGCCCAUUGUCACUGUGGCCAACGUGGAAGAAGCCAUCAACUUCAUCAAUGCCCGGGAACGGCCGCUGGCUGUGUAUGCCUUCUCAUCUAACAAGAAGGUAUUGAACGAAGUGCUGAAGCAGACAAGUAGUGGUGGCUUUGGAGGCAAUGACACCAUUAUGCAUAUGACAUUGAUCACGCUGCCGUUUGGUGGAAUUGGGGAAAGUGGUUUGGGGAUGUACCAUGGCAAGUUCAGCUUCGACACCUUUUCUCAUCACCGCACCUGCCUGCUGCGCUACACAGGCCUGGAGAAGUUGAAUGAAUUCCGCUACCCACCCUACACCCAGCGCAACUUGGCACUGCUGAGUUCUACCUUUGAGAUCAAGCGCAAGGGGUCCUGCACCCUGCUGUGAAGGGAGAAGUAGCCUGCCUAGCCCAGCUCAGCUCCAUGCUGCUCAUUCCACUCCCACUCUGCUCCAUUCCACGGUUGAGGGAACCUGCAGUGGGAGCUAAACAGGCAGGUUGGGGAAUUCCUGUUCUCACAAUCCCACUUGGAUAUACAUCCAGUCAGACACCCUCUUGGUAGUCAUGCCCUCAAUCAGGUUCAUCUCCUUCCAUCAUGCUGUGCCAUGUGCUCUACUCUGUCUACAUUUUUCCACUAUAGACUGCAUUAAGUUCUCCUGCCUGGUCUCCUCCUGUGGCUUCUUCACCUUCCAGGCCUCAACUCAGUUCAGCUGGCUCAGUGUGAGCUCAGGAACCAGGCCUGGUGGUUGCAUCCAAAACUGUCAGAACUGGGCCCCCUUCCACUCCCUGUUGUCACUGAGCAGCCUCUGGGUGAAGUGAAGAAAGGGACCUACAGCCAGUGCAAGGGAGCAGUGGUAGAACUGGGGGCGGGGGGGAGAGAGGGGGAAGGAUCACUGUGUCUGAGAGUGGGAGUCACCAGCAGAGCUCUCAUACUGGGGUAGCAGAAAAGCCACAGUUCAAGGUAGAAGGCAUCAGUGAGGCUGAGACAACAGAGGCUAUAGGUGGCCACAGAUUGUUUGGUCAAAUUCAAGUACUGUGUGUUAACUUUCAUGGUCUCUCCUUGAACUGGCAUACAAAAGUUCCAAAACCCACCCUUAUUUUUCACACAGACCCUUGCUUAGUGCCAUGGGGUGUGGACAGAUGUAACUAUUAAGAUAUUUUAAACUGGGUGUUUGUGACUGGGUUGAUGCAGGGAGAUUGAUCCAGGGAGGACACAGUGCUGAGCAUUGGCACCAUGUGGUGUAUGGCCAAGUGGGAAAGGAGCCCAGGUGUGCCAUGUUGCAGAUAGACCCCAUGGGUAAUGCUCACGUUUCCUCUUCUGUCCAGCAUACAUCUGUCAAACCCUUUAGCAGUGACUGAUCCAGGCACAUUUCAAGCAGAGUGGCCUUACUGUUCCUGGUUUAGCCCCACUGUACUCUCCUCCCCCCAGUUUCACAGGAAGAAGUUUGUGCUCUCUGAGUUUUCUUUCUCACUGGUUUAAGAAGAAAUGGGUAAUACGUGAGACUGUUCUGUGCCAAUGUGGGUAGUGUGUCAUGUAUUUCUGGGACAUGUUUGAUAUUUCAUAUUUCACUCUUGGUCCAUCACAAACACUUACUGUUACCUCACUCACUCCAGUCACAAAUACUUUUUCACCUUUGCUUCCCCUCAUUGCUAAGUUCCCUCCCCAUCAUCCUGUCCUGUGACAACCUAGUCACAAACACCCUCUCUUAGUUACCUCCUAUAUCCUCCUGCCUGCCAAGUCACAAGUGCUAUCACCUUGCACUCUCCUUGGGCACGAACUCCCUGUUGCCUCACCUGUACCCCAGUCAUGAACAUGUGUUGCCUUCACAAUUCCCACCUUCUGAACCUUUGCUUCACUUGUCACCCUGCCUAAACGUGUCUGUCACCAUCUUACAACCCCGAUCACCUAUCCCCCAUCCAGUCAUAAACACCCCUGUUAUGUCACCCUUCCCCUCUGCUAUUUGUCACAACCCCUACUCCUUUGCCUCCACCAUUCCUCACCCAGGCAAAAAGCACCACUUCCUCGUUUCUGCACUCCACCUGGUCAUGUAUACCCUGUCAUCCCACUCACACUUCACCUAGUUCCAAACACACUGGUUUACAUCACUAUCCCAAUCUGGCAGGACAAAAGUAUCCCUGUUUGCUUCACCCAUUACCCUACCCACUCAUGUCCCCCACCAAGUCACAGAUACACUUCCUCAUCAUCUCUUUAUUACCCUGAGGCUGUUACAAAUAUCUUGCCAUCCUCCCUGUCCAGUAAUAACUUUCCCUUUGCUUAAUCCAUGCUGAAAAGUCACAACACAUGUUGCCUCUACUAUCCCAUCCCUUCUGCCAGAAAUAUCUAUCUUUUCCUCAUCCCCUCUUCUGACAACACAGUCACAAAGACUCCUCUAUUGUCAUCUCACACAUCAACCCCAUCUGCCCAGUGGCAGACAACCCCUUUGGCCUCCUCCAUAUGCCUGCUUGCUAGCAAAUGCCUAUAUUAUCACCCUCAACUCAUCACCAGAAAAUCGCCCAUUUUUCCUCUGUACGCUCUGCUCUGCUGUGUCACAAAUACUGCAGUGCCAUGGUUUUUUUUUUUAACUGAUUAAACAAUUUAUUCAUAGGUUGGAUGUAAUUGCUACACUUUCUAUAAAUCUGACUAAUAUUUAAACCAUUUAAGGGUAUAACGCAUGUUAUUGCCUUCAGUAUUGCAUUUUGAAUUGCCAAGUUUUACAAUCAAUUUUACCAUGCAGUGGAUUUCCAGGGAUUAUUGCCCUGUAAGGUGCAGGAUCUCAUCUUGUAGGUAUUUUGAUGGUUGUUGUGGAAUAUUGUGUGGAAAUUUAGAUUUAAGAAACUAGCUCCCAAAAUUCUUGUGCAAUUAGCCAUGACCCUGUAUGAUUGAACUUUAUUAUUAAGGUGUAUAUAUUUUCACCUGUACUAGAGAGAGCAUGGAAGGGUACAUCGAACCAAAAAUAAAACUGUAUUGCUGUGACUUUGGAACACCAGGCAUCCUCCAUGGGACAGGGAUUAACUGCAGUAAUUAAUGUAAUGUAUUGACUUCCAUGUGCAUGCAUCUCUUUCUGCCUACCAUAAAUGUCCAAUUUUUCAGUGUUUAUAGAGAUUUUUCUGAGUCAUACUUACUAUAUCUCCUUGUUUUCUUUCUGAGUAGGUCCAAACUGCACCUAAUUGUAUUCCAUUAGGACUGAUUAUGCAUGCUCCAUUUGUACGUCCUGGUUUUUUUAUUGUGUUCCACUCUUUUUUGCUGCUGGCCCAUCUUUGGGUCUGUGUUUUGUUAUGUUGGGGGCGGGUUGUGUCUCUCGUUUUCCAUUCAGCGGUGAUCCCUAUAGCCAAUAUAAGAAGCACUAUUAAGCACUGCAUAUUUUGGGUCUGAAAAAGAACAGAAACAAAACAAAACACUUCUCACUUGUUAGAUGAGUUGUCUCCUUUCCAUACUUUGUUGUGAUGAAUGAAAUGAUUUGCAUACAGGCCCCUUUUUCUUUUUUCCAGUCAGCACUUGAUACACUCAGGGGCUUGCCUUGUCCAGUGUUUCAUACGGACCUUCCCAUGUACUGGCUAAUAUAUGUUGUUUUUCUUUGAGGCACUUUACCGUUACUCUGUCCCCAAUUUGCUACUCACAGGGAUAGGAUGGGCCUAAACUAUCUGUCCAUUUUUUUAAUGUUUAGCCCUGUUUAGUUAGCAGUUUGUUUAUUAACUUCAUUAAGGUGUUGCACUAACUGAAUUACCCGUUUAUCUGUUGAGACUUGGGGUUGCUAUUCAUCAGGAACUGCGGAGAACAAGGCCUCUGGCAUUCACGUUCAGUCAUUGCCAGGUGGGGACUUAUCCCAUGUGACACUGUGGCUGCUAUUAGGGUCAUCAGGACAAGCUUAACAUCCCAGUCCUUACCAGUAGAAAUUAUUGCUUUUCUUAGGGUCUCUUUGAUGGUUCAGUUCUUUCCACUAACCCUGAAAUUUGGGUAUGAUGUGCAAUCUGCAGCUUUUGUUUAAUUUUGUAUACCUGGCAAAAUGUGAUCAUAAUAGUUUACAAAACUACUUCCUGGCCACAACUACAUGAGACGUUGACUGCACAGUAGCCCAGUACUACUGCACAGUUAUGUCAUAUGGCAACCACAGUGAUGCAACACU